GCCGGGGCUGGAAACCCGGCGGACUGGUGGCGAGAGCGUCAGGAGCGGAUUCCGCCUCCCUUAAGCACUGGGGGGCGGGGAAGGGAGGGGGGCCGGGCCAGCAGCAGGGACCAAGCCGCGAAGACAGCAGGCUGAGGCGAUGGAAGGCGACGGGCUGCCGUGGGUCAGCGAGCCCGUCUCGGGUCCCGGUCCUGGAGGCGGCGGAAUGAUCCGCGAGUUGUGCCGGGGCUUCGGUCGGUACCGCCGCUACCUGGGACGGCUGAGGCAAAAUCUACGCGAAACCCAGAAGUUCUUCCGCGACAUCAAGUGCUCCCACCACCACAGUUGUCCCUCCUCCCCCACGGGCGGCGGUGGUGGCGGGGCCGAGCCCGAGCCCGGUCCUGGCGGCGAUGUCGCCGAAACCGGGCUGCAGGCGGGCCAGCUGAGUUGCAUUUCCUUCCCACCUAAGGAAGAGAAGUACCUCCAGCAGAUUGUGGACUGCCUCCCUUGCAUAUUGAUCCUCGGCCAGGACUGUAAUGUCAAGUGUCAGUUGUUGAACCAGCUGUUGGGGGUGCAGGUGCUUCCCACCAGCAAGCUGGACAGUGAAAAGAACUGUAAGCUUCGGCGCCUCCACUUCAUCUAUGGGACUCAGACUCGGGUCAGCCUGGCACUCCCUGGACAGUAUGAACUAUUGCACACACUGGCUGCUCAUCAGGGCAACUGGGAGACUAUCCCUGAGGAGGACUUGGAGGUCCAAGAGGACAGUGAGGACACUGCUCAUGUUUUAGCUGAACUGGAGGUGACAAUGCACCAUGCCCUCUUACAGGAAGUGGACAUUGUGGUGGCACCAUGCCAAGGCCUCCGACCUGCAGUGGAUGUUUUGAGUGACUUGGCGAAUGAUUUCUUGCCUGUGAUAAUCUAUGCACUCCACAAAGGUGAACUGUCUGAGAGGGAUGAGCAAGAGCUUCAGGAAAUCCGGAAGUAUUUCUCCUUCCCCAUGUUCUUCUUCAAAGUGUCAAAGCUGGAGAUAAUAGACUCCUCCACCAGGAGAACAGAGAGUGAAAGGUCACCACUGUAUCGCCAACUGAGUGACCUGGGCUAUCUGAGCAGCAAUCUCUGGAACUGUGGGGCUCCUGGCCAGGACACUAAAGCUCAGAGCAUGUUGGUGGACCAAAGUGAGAAGCUUAGACACUUGAGCACAUUUUCUCACCAGCUGCUACAGACUCGCCUAGUGGAUGCAGCCAAGGCCCUGAACCUGGUGCACUGCCACUGCCUGGACAUCUUUAUUAACCAGGCCUUUGACAUGCAGCGGGACCUGCAGAUUACUCCCAAACGUCUAGAAUAUACUCGAAAAAAGGAGAAUGAGUUGUAUGAGUCACUGAUGAAUAUAGCUAAUCGAAAGCAGGAGGAAAUGAAAGAUAUGAUUGUUGAGACACUUAACACCAUGAAAGAGGAACUUCUGGAUGAUGCUACCAAUAUGGAGUUUAAAG
Messenger RNA from Castor canadensis (American beaver), 1469 nucleotides. The record is from RefSeq and is a predicted model, not a curated record. Lineage: Eukaryota; Metazoa; Chordata; Mammalia; Rodentia; Castoridae.